AUGUGGGAAUUCAUAUUGAUGCAAGAGCCGAAACGAGUGAAACGAGGAGCUCCUCAUCAAAACGGAACACUUCAUGCAGCACAUUCUGGAGGGAGAACUAGCUCUCAGGUCCUUCCAAUUCCACCUCGAUGGAGUCCAAAUCCGCCUCCACCCAACUCACCAAUCCGUCAUCAAACCCUUAUUCAGCCUGUUGACUCCAAUGCUCCUGUCCCUCUUCCACCUCCACAACGACACAUUGUGGAACGUCAAGUCGUCCCAUUUGGUCGUCCCCCACCUAUUUAUAAUUUGAAUCCUUAUUCCGCACAACUGAAUCCCGUUCAAAACUACAUUCGUCCUAAUCUACCAUCCCCAGUUCAAUACAGGAACGGAGCACCAAAUCAGAGUCAGCCUCAAGGUUAUCAACCACAGAAUGCUCAACAACAUCAACCCGCUCCUCCUCAUCCAUAUCCACAACAGAGACCUAUUUCCAACUACAAUCAACCUCAACGUUCACCGUAUCCACGUCCACAACCAUAUCAACAACAAGUGAGCCCUCCAAAACAAGCACUCGAGAAUAAUAAUUAUUCGUCGGAUAGAAAUGGUGGAAAUUAUCAAAAUCCAACGAACAGUGGAAGCAGUCGAGGUAACAAGAAAAAGGAUAAGAAAAAGAAGGGAAGAAAGAAUAAAAGCUCGAAGAUGUGCAAAUUAUGCAGAGAAAUGUCAGAGGAAGAGGAUAGUGAGGAGAAGGAAGUGGCUUGUGAUAUGUGCAAAAAAUCGUCGAGGAAUGGAAAGAAGAAAGGGAAGUCUCAAACCGGACGGAUAAAUGGAAAAGUUGGAGGAAAUAGAAAAAAUAAAAUUGACAGUGAUGAGCACCCGGAAGGGGAAGGAGCACAAGUUGAAGAUAUCACAGGAGAUGGAGAUGAUGAUUAUUACAGUGAUGGUGAAACCACUGAUCAGACACCUACCACAGCAUCCCAACCGACAAUUAUUGACUUUGCAAAGAGAGCGGAGCAAAAUAAAUUAAUGAGAAUUCCAGUUUAUCGUGGAAAGAAAUUGGAAAAUAAAACGGAUUCUUAUAACACGGGAUCAGGAGAAUACGCAGAAGGAGAUGGAAGUGAGGAGGAGGAAAAAUCAGAGUUUUCAACUAAUAUCCGAGAAGCUGAAAAACCAACCAAGUACUCCGAUAAACCAAACGUGAAGUACUCCUACCCACCGAAAGACACCCUCCCACUCCAAACUUGUUUCCAUAAUCCAUCUGGAUACGUUUGUUGUAAUCUGGAAUUGAAUAAUGUAGUCGAGUCGACAUACAAAGAAAUCCGAGAGUUACCAGAUUUCAAUCCGUGUAAUCUUCAAGUCAUCGCCAAUAAAGUUCAGAGAGCCAGUGAGAAAAUGUUUCAACAUCCGUUCGAAACUCUCGUAGCUCAUGCUGACUUUGCUCAAAACAUUAAUUUUGCUGGAGAUUUGGUAUGCAAAUUGGAGAUUGAUGGAAAAUAUAUGAUUUCAUACGGCACACCUUAUCAUGCUGACGAAGCACUUGGACCACAAGGACCGAAUGGAGAACCUUUACCAGUUAGAACACUCAAAUUAUGA
Messenger RNA from Caenorhabditis remanei, 1569 nucleotides. RefSeq lists its product as uncharacterized. Bases 1 to 1569 code for a protein of 522 amino acids. The transcript has 7 exons. The record is from RefSeq and is a predicted model, not a curated record. Lineage: Eukaryota; Metazoa; Nematoda; Chromadorea; Rhabditida; Rhabditidae.